Daphnia magna is the source of this 2053-nucleotide messenger RNA. RefSeq names its product annexin B9. Gene Ontology annotation, cellular component: cytoplasm. The transcript has 11 exons. Lineage: Eukaryota; Metazoa; Arthropoda; Branchiopoda; Diplostraca; Daphniidae. Bases 247 to 1635 code for a protein of 462 amino acids. The record is from RefSeq and is a predicted model, not a curated record. Gene Ontology annotation, molecular function: calcium-dependent phospholipid binding; calcium ion binding.
AGCAACAUAAUAUUUAACUUAUCUCGCAAGUUGCCCUUUUCACCCGAAUAGAUUCGUUAUACCUAUAUUAGUUAUCAGCACUGAAAAACGGUUAAUCAUCAUGAGGUUAUAAUAGUCGUUGAGUUUUUUUGUUUUUUUUCAAAUGUUUGCUCCCCCGUCACUGGCGUUGAAGUAAAAUAUCUCAAAAAGCCACGUUUAUUAUCACUGGACGCUUAAUCUUGACGACUGUAAAGAAACCUGUUGGAAAUGAGCUAUCCUAAUUAUCCAAACUAUCCUAGUUAUCCUGCUUCCGCAGACGGUUAUCCAGCAGCACAACCGCAGCAGCCGUAUCCAGGUUAUCCUCCUCAGUCCAGUGGUUAUCCAGGAUACCCGACUGACCAAACACCGCCAUAUCCCGUCAGCCAACCCGGUUAUCCCAGCUACCCGCCCGCAAAUAAUCAAUAUCCACCAGCUGGCGGUCUCCCGUAUCCCGUGCAACCACAACAACAACAACAACAACCGUAUUACCCGGCACCAUCUCCUGCUUACCCGCAGUACAGCGCGAGUGCUCCGCAACAAGUGGCUUACCCGGGCGUUCUUCCUCCCCCAAUCGGUCUGCAACCCGCUUCUGCACCAGGUGGGAUAUAUCCAUCAAGCGCGCCAUUCGCUCCUUCGACAGUUGGCUACCAGCCGCAACAACAGCAAAUGGAACCAAAUAUUCCUACUGUACAUCCGGCUUCGCCGUUUGAUGCGCGAUCCGACGCAGAUGUCCUUCAUAGAGCCAUGAAAGGAUUAGGCACUGAUGAAAAGGCUCUCAUCACAAUAUUGUGCCAUAGAACUAGCAGUCAACGCGCUGCAAUCAAUCUAGCCUACAAAUCAGGCUACGGAAAGGAUUUAGAGUCGAAAUUGAGAAGUGAAUUGAGUGGCGCAUUUGAGAAAGUUAUGGUUGCCCUUUGCCUCCCAGUGGCCGAGUAUAUGGCUCGUGAAAUGUACGUGGCCAUCAGUGGAAUAGGCACCAGUGAAGGGACGCUCGUUGAAAUACUUUGCAGCGGGACUAAUCAGGAGAUCCGUGAUAUAAACGCAGCCUACGUAAGAUUGUACGGUCAUCCCAUGGAAAAGGACAUCAAAGGUGACACUUCUGGCGUCUUCAAAAUGCUUCUCGUGUCGUUGGCACAGGGUCAGAGAGAUGAGAACCAAAUGGUUGACGUAGCAAAAGCCAAGGCGGAUGCCCAACGCUUGUUCCAAGCCGGAGCGGCCAAAUUGGGCACGGACGAAAGUGCUUUUAAUUCGAUUCUAGCGACUCGCAGCUGGGCUCAUUUGCGUCAAGUCAUGGCUGAGUAUCAAAGUAUGCACGGCCACACUUUGGAAAGAGCUGUCGUUAGCGAGUUCUCAGCUAACGCUGAGAAAGGUCUUUUAGGAAUAUUGCAGUGUGCUGCAAACCGGCCGGGAUAUUUUGCCCAGCGCCUGCAUAACGCCGUUAAAGGAAUGGGCACAAAAGACCAAAAUCUUAUUCGCAUAAUUGUGAGUCGUUGCGACAUCGAUCUAGGCAACAUCAAACGAGAAUACGAGAAAAAAUUCAAUAGAAGUCUCCUUGCAGAUGUUUCGGGUGAUACAUCAGGUGAUUAUAAAAAGGCUCUUCUAGCUCUUCUUGGCUGAAAAAGCAUUCAGCUGCCAAAACAUCGAAGAGUUGUUCGUUAUAGCUCUAUAGCUUACUUUGGAUCGGUUUCGUUAUUUUUGAUUAUUUGCCUUUCUGAUUUGGUUGUGUUUACUUUAAAAUCUAUUUAAUUAUUGGGUGCCAAUCGUCAAGACACUGUUUUGCUUCCAAACUCUGAUUGCAUAGCUUCCACUGAGUCGAUUGGCUUCUAUACCACAUACAUCCCUGUUUCAGAGAAAUCCAAUAUAGUUAACUACAAGGAAAAGGAUUAUUAAAUUGCUUUUGACAUUUAAACCGCGUUGUGUAGACGUUGAGACGAAAUGCAACUGAGAUGGAUUAAAACCAUACAGUCAGCCCUGCAUGUUGGUGUGUUUUGGAAUAUAUUAGAAUUCAAAAAUAAAGGCAUCAUACUACGUAAAA